This is a messenger RNA of Phytophthora nicotianae INRA-310, 6096 nucleotides long. RefSeq lists its product as hypothetical. Gene Ontology annotation, biological process: regulation of cilium beat frequency. Gene Ontology annotation, cellular component: ciliary basal body; axoneme. Bases 1 to 6096 code for a protein of 2031 amino acids. Lineage: Eukaryota; Oomycota; Peronosporomycetes; Peronosporales; Peronosporaceae. The transcript is spliced from 3 exons. The record is from RefSeq and is a predicted model, not a curated record. Gene Ontology annotation, molecular function: ATP hydrolysis activity.
AUGCGUCGGCAUUUCCUCUUCGCCGAGGACGAGGAGGAACGCAGUGUCGGUGUAGGUAAAGAAAACCUGCUUCGAUUAUGGUUUAAUCGCCGAAAUGCUAUGCUGGAAGGCGACGAAUCUGCCACUGAAGGUGAAGCGAACGCGUUGGUAGCACGAGAAUUGACACAACUCUGGGAUUUGGCCAAGCCUAUGGAUUCCUGUACUUUAAAUCGCGAGGGAUACGUCGGAUUAUUCGCACGAGCUGCGAAAGCAAUUGUACUUCCAUUAUCAACUGAUGCACUUGCAAUUGCUGCAGCACAACGAGACUGGGAAUACGAUUUGGAAGGUGUCGGAGGUAUCGGUGAAUCCUCGAAAACGUCACCAAUCGACAACGAAGUUAUGUCACCUGAACAAUUCCGCGAGGCUGUUAUGCAGCUCGCAGAAAUUAUUCUACCCGUUGAAAGUCCCGUCGGGGUGUUUGCAAAUUUCUUUAAGGAACUACGGAACUCUAUCGCGGAACUUGUCGUGUCCUACUCUACUAGCGAACCGGAGCAAGAUGAGACCAAAUUGGUUGAGCCAGUCGAUCGCUUCACGUUGAGACCAUUGAAUCGGAUCUCGAAAAUUGCGAACGAGUUUCUGCAAAAGCUACCGCCUUCAAGUGAUACGUUGCGAAAUAUUCGAGGGCUGCAACCUCCGGAUCAACGAGAAAUGUCGCUCAAACAACUCCUUGUGUGCUAUAACCCACGUAAAUUUUCGCUCACUCGUGCUUUUAUUAAGAAGACCAACGUUGGUGUUAAUGGGAAUGUUGCCGAUGCAGCUGAGACAGCUAAGACGGAUGUAGCAGAUAUGUCCCCACCCCAUGAUAUGGAAAUUGCACGACGAUUACAUGAGGAGCUUGUGGGGUAUAUAGGCUCAGGAGCAACUCCUGUUCGGAAUAAUAAACUUCACCGUGAGUCUGCAGCGCACUGGGAUUCUGAAGAUGCACUCAUUGCCGCUCUUACCGAGUUUCCUGCGCUGAGAUUUGCUGUUGUUGGCCCACCUGGAAGUGGCAAAACUCGACUAGCCCGUGUACUAGCACGAAAACUUGAAUUGAAGUAUCUGUCACUUGAUGGAGCUGUGCAACGUGCUGUCGAUCAUAAGCUUCGCUCGCGUCGGCGCCGAACACCUAUUGCUAUGCCUGCAGAAGACGACUCAAAUGUCGAAACUGUUCCACCAGAGACAACAGAAGGAGGCGAGAAAGUUGAGAUUGACAACGCCGACGGAGAUCAAGAAAUGGAUCAGAUUUUCACAGAUGAAGACCUUGAUGCACUUUGUGCCGGACGAACAGUACCUCGAAGCACAGCACUUGCUGUACUACGAAUAGAAGCCACGCGUUUGUUGCUCGCCGGCGUUGGGGUGGUGAUGGAUGACAUAUAUCCGGACGAACUGUCAACUUCAGACAACCAAGAUCGCAGCAUAGCAGUAGACUAUUUGGUGGCACUCACAGCGUUACCCAGUGAACUGGAAUACCAGCUCAAAGGCUCUGAGUUGGCUCCUGUAGCUGGUCGUUUGUACUCAGUCCGGGAGCUUGCCACUCUGAGAACGACAAGUAGCGAGGAUUUGGCUGCCAAAGGCUUUGCAGAUUCUCUCUUGCCUCCGAAGACACUGGAAGCAGAAGCAGAGAAGUUGCAAGAACCUAUUGUAGUUACUAAAAAUAUUGAGGCUGAUCCGAACAGUGAAGAUCAGGACGUCGAGGCUUCUCCAGAGGAAAUCGAAGACAGCGGCCUUGUUCCACCAUACGAACCUGAUCUGCCACCGGAACCAACUGCUGCAGAACGCAAUGAGAUUGAUACACCGAAUGAGCCCACCUUACCAUUCGGUUCAUUUAGUGCACUAAAAUGUAUCAAGAAAUAUCAUGGGUACGUGAUACGUAUGCAGCGCGAACUCGCGAUGCGCCGAGCUGGUAACCAGUCGAACUGUCAUUUGGUGGUGGUGUUGGCAACUCAAUCUCUCAACGUAAUCCGAGACCACUGCAUCCAGGCGAUCACGGGGACUUUGCUUGGUUUGUCGCGGUUCAGCAUCCCACGAGAAGCUUGUCCAAUAUCCCUGCCUGACGAUCUGACCGGUUCUAGCCGAAGUGAAAAACUGAAGUGGCUGUUGUAUGGAGACUGGAGUACACUUCUUGAAGCCGAAUCAAGCGAGUCAUUUGCACGGCUGCCUAGACGUGACGCAAAACGCAGACUGCUAUCAAAGUGGCGUGAGUUUUGUCCCGUUCUGUCGACUUCUACCAACACUCUGCGGCUAGGCGAGCCAGAGUUUGCUGCAUGUUACUCUGGUCGAGUCUAUUUUUUCUCAUCACAACACACACGACGCGAUUUCUGUGCACAUCCACUGCAGUAUUUGCGCCGAGAUAUACCAGUUGCAUCCGCGCAUCGAAAGUUUUGGCUCGUCACGACCGGCGCUAGCGAAAUCAUGACACCUUCAUACCUCGAGACACUAGAGACUGGACUCCAAGUGCAGACUGUGUCUCCUUCGAAAUUGGUCAAGACUUCAUCCAUUUCCUUGGAAAUGCGACUUAUGAGUGGACAAAUUGUCUCCUCUGUUGAAGCUGCAACAGCAGCCGCUGAAGCUGUCAAGGCAUUGCUAGCCAAAUCUAACACGACAACAGGGUGGAUGAUCGCAGAUCUGCCUCUCAUUCGGAGCGUCGCUGCUGUUCUACUGGAACAUGGAUGUGUACCCGACGUAAUUUUGUUGUUGGACAGAGAAAUCGCUGCUCAAGAGGAAGAAGUUAAAAGUACCGACGCUCUUGAUGCUUUAUCAGUACUUCGACGUCAGCAAUUUGAGGCUGAGAAAUCUAGUGCUGACGAUAUCUCACAAGGUCUUGGUAGUGUGCCUCGCGUCAUUACAUGUCCGUUGUUCAGCCAACCUUGUGACACGUUAGCAGCAAUCGAUCGUGAACUAAACCCAAUUGCACCACGCUUGGAUAGUAUCGAAGAUGGCCAUGCUCCACAGCUCGUUGACGAGUACGAUCCAACCGUGAUAUUUGCCCCACCAGUUCCCCAAAAGGAUGAAGAAAAACAAGAAAAGAAAUUGUCACAAGACGGAGAGACACCAAAUCCUGAGGCCGAAAUGCAAGCCGGAGCAGCACGGAAUAGAGCGCUUCAGCUUCAGGGAGAGUGUGGACGAUUCUGUCCUGUGUCAUGGCGUACACGCGGCCUGUUGAUACCUGGUUUGCCAUCUCAUGUUCGUUCAUUUCGACAGAAAUUCUACGCAUUUGCUGGUGAAUCUGAGCGCCGCGCUUUCGAGCGAAACCCAAGCGCUUUCAUUCCAGAUAGCUCCUGUGCAACUGCGAACUUCGUGCCUUGUGUGCUGCUACUUGGUGUUCGAGGCUCCGGGCGUGGUGGAAUCGCUGCAGCACUAUCUCAACCACAAAUGGAAGACAUCAAUUCCUCUGCACAGUACGUCAAUGUCGACUUGACUGCAGUUGCAAGAAUUGCUGAACGCAACCAACAGCUACAAGAUCUCAAACCGGAAGAAUCACGCUUGACGGUCGAAGAAAUCUUUGUCCAAGCGCUCCAACCGGAGCUUCAACGACACCAGCUAAACCGUGAUAAACCAGUAGCACAAGUUAUCGCCGGACUGGGACCAGAAGAUUCACGCAUUCCAAACGCUGCAACUUUAGAGGUGUGUUUCAAGAACGGUCUCUUUCCAGCCCUUGUUCUUCCUUUGACGGUAUCGGAGGAGGAUGCUGUCAACAAUUUGUUGACGCGAUGGGCUGCCAAUCUGCCGGCACCUCGUCGAAAGCUUGCUAUUAGCCGAAAAAAGGAGGUAAAUGGCGAAGCUGACGACGAUGUCGCCCCUCCAGAAGAAGCUGAAGAAGAAGAACCGAUCAACUUGGAAGCCGCGCGAGAAGAAGAAAGCACUCGAUUGCACGAACAAUUCACUGAAGACCAGAAAUCGUUGGACGAGGCUAUCGCUGGACUUCGAGCUCGAGGUGUCAGAGUAUGCGAUCCGGUGGAUGCGACCAGUGCACCAAGACAAGUGGUCAAACAUGUGAGACGGAUUCUUGAUGAGUUCAUGGUUGGACGAGAGUCACUAUUUGAGCGCUGCGAAGUUCUGGACAUGACGGCGGGAGGCAAAAUGUAUCAGAUGUUAGCGUCAGGAGAACUUCUUGUCGGUAAGCACGGCAUUGCUUGUCCUGUUACUGGACGUACGGAUUCAUUAUCGACCACCACGAUGAAAGCGAUUGUGUAUCGAGACCAGCUUUACUUCCCGAGAUCACGUGAAGCCCGUCGUGCUUUUAUGGCUUGUCCGUCAAGAUACUUGGAUAAAAUCAGUCUUCCACCAAGACAUCAGUCGACUUGUUGUGUGGUUGGUCCUCCAUAUUCAGGCAAGACUCGAGUGGCGCAAGAACUCUCCAACGCACUCGGAUUGAUCUACGUGUCUCCCCAAAGUGCAGUAGAUUGGGUGAUUCAGUGUCAGGGCGGUUCCACGCUACGGGGUCGUUUACUGGAAAUCACAGAGCAGCAACGUGAUCCUCUAACCAACCGUGACAUCAUUCAUGAAGUUAUCUGCACUCGUCUACGCUCCUCCGAGUGUCAAACUCGUGGUUGGAUUCUUGACGGAUAUAUGUUAAACCACCAUGAACUGCAAUGCAGUCUUCUGAUUUCCAACGAGACAGAGAGCAUUCAGCCAGACAUGCUCUUCGUUCUUGAACGUAGCUUCACUAGUGUCUGGCAUGAUCAACACACCAACGUGGAGCGGAGCGAUCUUCGAACUGCAUUUGCACGAUGGCAUCAUUACCGUCUGGAGCUCAUUGACGUCUGGAUUCGACGCUUUGGUGUCUUCCACUUACGUCAACUUGACGGCUCAAGCACCUCGCUCUGGCACGUAGCUGCGCAGGUUCAAGCAUUUCUCACCGAGCAGCAGCAGUUGGCAUCGCAUCACACCAUAGCAAUGGUUUGCAACCGAGCUGCUCGCUCUUUAGGUGUCGUACGUACUCGUGAAGAGCUUCGAUCGCGUCAGCACCCUAUCUUCCGGACAUUCUGUCCUGUAGAGCUGCAUGCCGGGAGAUUUUACCAUUCGCGUCAAUCCAAUCGUGACUUGUGCGUAGAUUUCCGCGGCUUCAGUUUCUGGCUCGGAGAUGAACAAAAUAUGCAACAAUUCGUGGCGAGUCCUGAGGCUUUUGUCGGAUACUUAGCAGACCAAACACCAGACGAAUCAUGGACGACACAAGAAGAAGCCGAGAGUGAAGCACAGACACUUGUGGCUAGAGCUCCAGUAAACGCUUCACUCUUGAGCUUGCUGACAGUGCCAGACUGCGAUUUUCCGGAGUUGAAAGGCUACUGCCCGGUCACAUUUGCGUCGGGAUCAGGGGCCAAGGACUGGGCUGCACUGCGCCAUGGAGACGUCUUCUUCCGCGCGUCGUACCGCUCUAAGGUCUAUUGCUUCGUCUCGGAGGAAGCACGACGUAAAUUCUGCGCUGAACCAUCUCGAUAUACGUCACAGAGCUUGCCAGUCAAGUUGCCACCCCAGGUGAAACUAGCCAAGAGCUAUCCUGGCCAAUUAGAGCAGCAGCUUGGAGCUGCCCUUAACGAAGUUCUGCUUGCACUGGGUAGUGAACGUCCUAAAUUCCCACAGAUGUCGAUACGUGCUUCGGCUUGUGCGUAUCUUGCACUCUCGCUCAAGGCCUUGCAGCGACGCUAUCAAUUGAAGAUGAAGCCUGACCCACGGUCGGCACGCGAUGAAGACGAACCUGAUGAGGAGCAGAAGAAAAGACAGCAACGACGAGAAGAGCAGGCGGAACAAGAGGCGAUUGCAAAGCGAGAUGCCUUCGUGAGCGACUGCCGACUUGGAGAAAAGCUCAAGGCACUCGCCACUCCUGCACAUCCAUCCUGUGGCUCGGGCGCUAAGGUUGCACGCAACAUGCGCGCUGCACAGGACUCACAAGCCGGCAACAAAGCAGAGAGCACUCAACCUGCACUAGCCAACGAAGACAUCGAGGUGCUUCGUCAUCGACUCGAUGUUAUUGUCUCCGGCACUAGUGACGACAAACCACUGUCAGUAGACCCACACACGGUACGCAUGCACGCCAGAGCAGCGUUCCUCGAGUACACAAAGGCUUCUACUUCUAGCUAG